AUGGAUUCGUCAAAAGCACCAGUCAAGCUCGCCCGUGUCAUCAAGGUCCUCGGCAGGACUGGAUCCCGUGGUGGUGUCACUCAAGUCCGAGUCGAGUUCUUGGACGAUACUACACGGACAAUCAUCCGAAACGUGAAGGGUCCCGUCCGAGAGGAGGACAUCUUGGCUCUCCUGGAGAGUGAGCGUGAGGCUCGUCGUCUCCGUUAA
This is a messenger RNA of Stereum hirsutum FP-91666 SS1, 207 nucleotides long. Its product is annotated as ribosomal protein S28e. Gene Ontology annotation, biological process: maturation of SSU-rRNA; ribosomal small subunit assembly; translation. Gene Ontology annotation, cellular component: cytosolic small ribosomal subunit; ribosome. Gene Ontology annotation, molecular function: structural constituent of ribosome. NCBI's taxonomy places the organism in Eukaryota, Fungi, Basidiomycota, Agaricomycetes, Russulales, Stereaceae. The record is from RefSeq and is a predicted model, not a curated record. The transcript has 4 exons. The coding region runs from base 1 to 207 and encodes 68 amino acids.